Asparagus officinalis (garden asparagus) is the source of this 1604-nucleotide messenger RNA. Its product is annotated as protein SUPPRESSOR OF FRI 4. The record is from RefSeq and is a predicted model, not a curated record. Gene Ontology annotation, molecular function: DNA binding. The transcript is spliced from 7 exons. The coding region runs from base 148 to 1245 and encodes 365 amino acids. NCBI's taxonomy places the organism in Eukaryota, Viridiplantae, Streptophyta, Magnoliopsida, Asparagales, Asparagaceae. Gene Ontology annotation, cellular component: nucleus.
AAUUUUACGCCCCGAGAAUCAAAGAGAGGGAGCCUCUUGCAUCUUCUUUCUUUAUUUUUUCCCCCAAAAUUGCGUAUCCGAGCUCCGAACCCUAACCCUAAUUGAAAACCCUAACCCUGACUCUGUGAUCGGAGGAAGCCGAUCGCAAUGGGGAAGAAGAAGAAGAGGCCGUCGAAGGUCUGGUGCUAUUACUGCGAUCGAGAAUUCGACGACGAGAAGAUCUUGGUUCAGCAUCAGAAGGCGAAGCACUUCAAGUGCCACGUGUGCCAUAAGAAGCUCUCCACCGCCGGCGGCAUGGCGAUCCACGUGCUCCAGGUUCAUAAGGAGAGCGUCACCAAGGUUCCUAAUGCAAAACCAGAUAGAGAAUCAACAGAAAUUGAAAUAUUUGGAAUGCAAGGAAUACCUCCUGAAAUUUUAGCAGCGCAUUAUGGAGAAGAAGAAGAUGCCUCAUCAAAAAUGGCUAAAGUAGAUGUGCCUUCUACUGGACUUGUUAGUGGUAUGGUACCUAGACCAUUGGGCAUGGGAUAUCCUCCUCCACAAGUUUAUGGUGCAAUGCCGCCAGUUUACAAUGCAGCUCAAAUGGGAAUUCAACCUCCAAGAUGGCCUGUUGCUACUCAGCCACAGCCAUGGUUUCCACCUCCAGCGGUAUCUGUUCCUCCAAUACCUGCUGGUCUGGCACCACAGCAACCAUUGUUUCCUAUUCAGAAUGUGGGAGCUUCUUUGACAGCCACUAACACGCCUGGAACUCAACAACCAUUUCAAGUAGGCCCGCCUGGUUUGUCCACAUCCACACCACUUUCAGUAUCUCAACCUCUAUUUCCUAUUGGUGUUAGUGCCAGUAACACACCAGCACAAAGCUCACCAUUUUUGUCAAGUACUCAUCCUGGAGCGUUGUCUUCAAGUUCUCCUACAAUACUGAAGGGUCAAUACGAUGCAAAUUCCUUAUCUAAUUUGGGAACAGGAGGGGGUGCGUCUUAUAUCAAUCCACAUUCAUAUGCUUCUGGACCGAACACUGGAGUUGCAAUUGGCCCGCCACCCGUGAUCUCCAAUAAGGCUCCUACAUCUCAGCCAGCGACCAAUGAAGUUUACUUGGUUUGGGAUGAUGAGGCAAUGUGCAUGGAGGAAAGAAGAAUGUCCCUGGGAAAAUAUCAGGUGCAUGAUGAAACUAGCCAGAUGAAUUCCAUAGAUGCAGCCAUAGACCGAAGGAUAUCUGAAAGCAGGCUUGCUGGUAGAAUGCCAUUCUAGUUUCUUUUCACAAAAUUGGAGCUCGUUCAAGUCAGCUCGAUACAUCCUUUACAUUUUGGGAGUAGCCAUACAAUUCAAUCGGGACAUGUUCAAGAUUGCAAAAUCAUCUUAUUAUUGGUUGGAUAUAUUCCUUGUAGGUGUUUUGAGGUGAGAGUCCAGAGCUAUUCUUUUUCCUUUGUUGAGCUACUAGGAAUGUGCUGCUUGAUGAGAGGUUUGCGCGUUCCUUGCUUUUAUUUAACUGAUCCAGAUGUUUCAUGUGAGAGACUUAUCUGUAACUUAUCAAUCUUUUUCUUCUAAAGGCUGUCUGUUAAAGAUAUUUUGAAUGCAUAUAUCCAUUCUCAGACUCUGUGCUACUUUGA